AAACCCAAGCAAAAAAAGGAGGCUCCAGUAUUCAGAGUACUAGAAUCGCAGAGAACAGAAAAACAUGCCGACUGUGAAGAAGGAUGGAUAAUAGCCCCAAAAUCCAAUUCUCCGUUUAACUCGGCGCUGACUCGCCGCCGUCGACUCAGUUGACUCUUCCGUACUAUUUAUUCAUUCAUCGAUGGCUGCUCCGGAGGAGAAGCAAAUCGAAGACCAAAUGUCGUACCCGAUUCUGCUGGCGGAGCGGGUGCGGUCCGCCGUGGACGACGCCGAGUCGUUCAAGUCCGAGUGCUCCGAGGUCGGCAAGCAGGUCGACCGCCUCUCCCAAAUGCUCCGCACCGUGGUCCGGUUCUCCACAACGGCGCCGUUUCUCUACGAGCGCCCAAUCCGGCGGAUAAUCGCCGACGUCUGCAAGAAUCUCGAGCGAGCCCUAACCCUCGUCCGCAAGUGCAAGCGCCAGAGCGUCCUACGACGUGUCGUAACCAUCACCAGCGCCACCGAUUUCCGCAAGCUCUCGAACAUUCUCGACUCUUCGCUCGGCGACAUGAAGUGGCUGUUGAGUAUAUUCGACCCGGAUUCCGCCAGCAACGGAAUCGUGCUUUCGCUGCCGCCGAUUGCCAGCAACGACCCGAUUCUCGCGUGGGUCUGGUCCUUUAUCGCCACCAUCCAAAUGGGCCAGUUACCGGAUCGGGUCGAGGCCGCGGUCGAGCUCGCUUCGCUGGCCCAAGACAACGACCGCAACAAGAAGAUUAUUGUGGAAGAAGGUGGGCUCUUUCCGCUGCUGAAGCUAUUAAAGGAGGAGUCUUCGCCGGAGGCUCAAAUUGCGGCCACGACGGCGCUUUAUAAUCUGGCCAGUGACCAAGAGAGAGUCAGGGCUAUUGUGAAUGAGGAUGGAGUGCCGAUUAUUGUGCAGGUUUUGCGAGACUCGCCGAUGAGAGUUCAGACCAGGGGGGCGAGCUUGGUGGCGAGGAUGGCUCAGCAUGACAGUGUUGCACAAGAUGAGUUUGCUAGAGCCAAUGUGAUCAGACCACUGGUGACAUUGUUGUCCUUCGAGUCGUUUCUGGAGGAUCCGAAGCUUCAGGCAGGUAAGCAGAGCAUUCACACUGUGGUUAAGAUUAAUAAGGAGAUGGAGAAGAGCUCAUUAGGCGGUAAACCUGUUAGUAAUUAUGACAGCAAUCAGCGGCGCACUUAUACUAAUUCGUUUUCGAGUUCUUCAUAUACAUAUUCGGAGGGGAGUAGUCGAGGGGGUCAUAACCAUAGGAAGGAUAGGGAGAAUGAGCAGCCUCUUGUUAAGCUUCAGAUGAAAAUUAGUUGUGCCGAGGCUUUGUGGAUGCUUGCGAGAGGUAGUAUAUCUAAUAGUAGGAGGAUAACCGAGACCAAAGGCUUGCUUUGUUUGGCCAAAUUGGUGGAGAAAGAACAGGGAGAGUUGCAAUACAAUUGUUUGAUGACUAUAAUGGAGAUAACAGAUGCUGCUGAAUCAAAUGCUGACCUUAGACGAGCGGCUUUCAAGACAAAUUCACCAGCAGCUAAGGCAGUUGUGGAUCAACUCAUAAGGCUGGUCAAGGAGGCAAAUAGCCCUACAUUGCAAAUUCCUGCUAUAAAAGCAAUUGGUUCGUUGGCUAGGACAUUCCCUGCUAGAGAGACCUGGGUCAUCGAGCCACUAGUGACUCAGCUUGGCAGUAACGAUAUAGAUGUGGCAACAGAGGCAGCAAUUGCAUUAGGGAAGUUUGCUUGCACAGAGAAUUUUCUUCGUAUUGAGCAUUCAAAGACAAUAGUCGAGUUCAAUGCUAUUCCUCCUUUAAUGAGACUGCUAAGAGGCAAUGAAAAUUCACAGUUGCAUGGUUUGCUUCUCCUUUGCUACCUUGCAUUACAUGCUGACAACACUGAUGCUUUGGAACCAACUAGGGUGUUGACUGCCCUUGAAGGGGCAGACCGUGCUGUCAACUCCCAGCAUCCCGAGUUAAGAGAGCUGGUGCAGAAGGCGAUAUAUCACCUCAAUCUGUAUCACUCCGGAGGUCAUUCUCAAAGGUUCACAUAUGUGCCUUGACUUCAUAGUCGCAAGGAAGCAGUGUUUUUGUUCUAAGUAUCUGUGCAGUAGUAGAAUCAGGUUGAAACUUUUUCAUAUGUGGAAGAAAACAGGGCUAGAAGAAACAUAGAUGAUUUAUAAAAGAGAUGCAAUAUUUAACCAAAUUAAUGUUUGUUUGGCAAAGCGUUGGUGCAUGGUAUGACCACCAUUGAUCAUAACACCAUUUUGGGUUUUGUGCUUUCUCUUGCAGAGCUGUUCCCUUUAGCAUUGUUGUGUGAAUGGUUCUCUGUGUUGAGCGGUAAAUUCUAUCCCCCUUAUUUUUGUAGUAGAGCUGCACUGCAGUGAGGUUUAAUCCCUACUGUCCUCUCAACCAUGAAGGUUAUGUUCCAUGCAUCAGAACUGGUACUGUACAACUUUUUUGUUCUGGAAACGAGUUGCAUUACAAUUUUCCCAUUUCUCUCUGUUGGAGUCAGAGGCGUACAUAUAGUUGCUGAUUUCUGUUAAAUAUAUCCCAACUAUCUUUUCAGUU
This is a messenger RNA of Rosa chinensis, 2555 nucleotides long. RefSeq lists its product as uncharacterized. The transcript has a single exon. Gene Ontology annotation, biological process: cell surface receptor signaling pathway. Gene Ontology annotation, molecular function: protein binding. Lineage: Eukaryota; Viridiplantae; Streptophyta; Magnoliopsida; Rosales; Rosaceae. The record is from RefSeq and is a predicted model, not a curated record. The coding region runs from base 182 to 2047 and encodes 621 amino acids.